CGAUAACCGCCCCUCCGCCCGCCACUCAAAAGAUCUCAUCUUCCCCCAUAGACCAGUCAAAGUGGGGUCAAGUCUCUACUUUUUUGCGACAAACCUUCGAAAAGCAUCAGUUUCGAUCAUCGAUAAUAAACGACAUAUCCGACACGUACCGGAAAGCCCGUGCCACCGAGAAAAAGAAACAGGCGAUCCAAAAAAUAAAAAUGAUGUCCAUGACAAGGAGAAUGAUGGACAAUGUCGUGCCCAUAGACGAAUCCUCGCCCAUAUGGGCCGACUUUGCUCCUUCAGCCGAGGCUAUGAUGGAGCUCGUCACAAACCCGUCCACACUCUCAACGGACAGAUGGAUCGAAAAGGGGGUGUUGAAGAGGUGGACUCGCGACUCGGUGGUAAUACCGGAUUACCAAAAGUUCUACACACGCUUGUGCCGCAUGUCGAAGGUCCGAUACCGAGAAGUGUAUCGGCAGUAUAUUCAGAAAUAUGGACCAGACAUGGCAUUUGCCGUCGUCCACGCCACUUCUUGGGGAGAAGGGGAGGCGGCUCUAGACGAGAUGAACUGGGUGCUACAGGGUACAGGUUUCCCAACCUUGGAUAUACCUCUUGCCACCGUGGCAAUCCACCCCGACUCUGACCACGUGGUCAUUAUCUACAAUGGGACAACUUCGAACUCGCCUUGCCAUCAACUGACGCUCGAAGACGAAUGGGAAUCUGUGGAGUGGCUCUCGUUAAGAGCUCCAAUCGCCUCGCUACUUGCUUUUCGAACAGACAAGCAUGUUGGGGAUAAGGAAGCGGUGUUAACGGAGUUAUUUCCUUUGGCCCUCAACAGCGCAGAAGGGGGUUGGGUUUCUGAACCUAUCAUUGACGAAGAUGUGGCUCAGGCGGUCAUCAAAGCUAAAACACAGAUCUCGGACGAUAUUCAAUUAGACGAUCCAGCUGGCCUCAAGAGUAUCCUAGAAGAAAUGAUUUCACGGGAGGAAGAGCUCUUUCGGGAGGUCCACGACGAAGUGAGGAAGACCCACGACGAUCGCGUGUUAGGGCGAGUGAUAUCACGACAGGGUGUGGAGUUUGUACGACACGAACUCACAACCCAUCUCCGCAUCGUCAACGGCACGGCGACAUCGCUAAUGGUCUUAAAGGACCUUCCCCGUGCCGCGCAACGAGGCGUCCUUGGGACAUCCAUAGAAGCGCCUGAGAUUGGACGGGGGAUGGCGUCAUAUCGUCGACACUGGGAGGCGCUGUCAGCGCUGAUUGAAAAAGGGAUGGACUAUCAAAUGCUUCGUCACAAACAAGGCCCUUUACUAGACUUUUGGAAGUUUAUUGAAAAACACACGCUGAAGGGACUUUUAAUCCCAAUACUUUAUCUCUAUUUGAAGACAAUCAGUCCGAAUAUGAUUCUCGGCCACAGCUCCACCAUCUCCCAAAUCUUUCAAUCUGGAUCCCUUGUUUGGACUCCAAGAGAUCUGGGCAUUGAAUCAAUGACCGGUCCAGAAGGCCUCAACCAUCUCCACGGCGGUAUAGUUCAGGAUCCAUGCGUGAGCGAAGCGCAAAGACCUGCGCUAGAUAAGGGGUUAAAGGAUCGUCUGGGGACAUUUCGCAUAAUAAGAUAUGGACCAGGAGCGAUGGAUUGCGCCAAUCUCCUCAUCAAUCACGAUGCCGGUGCUGGCUUUUACCGGCAGUACCUACCGAAGGAUUAUUCACGCCUAACCACUUUAUUAAAAGCAAAACACAUGGUCUGUCAAGGCGUGACAGAGGAUUAUACCGGGAAAUAUCCCAAACCAAACGAGUUGCAAGAGAAGGUGGCCUUACUGAAAAAAAUACGCCACAGAGUAGAAGAAAUCGUAGCCCAAUCGGGGUUGGGGGGCCUUUUGGCGACAGAAAUCUCCCGGCACUACGAAGAGGAGAUGGCCUUUGAUACACUCUCACGGCUCACUAGUGAUGGAGAUGACAAAUCGACUAACGACGACACUGAGGAUGAGGAGAGUCGUACCACAAGGGGGAACAAGGUGGUAGGAAUAGAGGCGAGGCGAUAUCACGGACCUCGUGCGAAAGGUCUGCCUCGAUCCGCAGAGAGGAAAACGCAGCUCUUGCAGCUCCAAGAAGACGAAGAAGUGGCCAAAAUGAUGGAAAUAGACCAACCACUGCUGUGGAGAGGACUGCGCCCUAGUGAUCCCGAGUUUGAGACGAGAUUUAUGAUGGUGAAGGAAGGGUUCUCUAUCCUUCGGUCAUCAAACGGCUUUGGGAGAACUGAAAAGGGGAUCCAAACAAGGGAAGAUGAGGGAAAAAAGAUUGCUCAAUGGAACAAGGAUAAGGCCGUGGUCGAUAGGGAGAACGAAGCGGCAGAGUUUGGGGGCAGCUGGACUGCCGCCGAACAAUACAAGAUGUUGACUCUUGUUGAAAAGACCGUAACUCGAAACACUGGUGCGAUCCAUACUCUAAAGCGACUCCCAUAUCGAGGACUUUUUUUCCAAGAAUACGAAUGGAUCAUCCACCUGGGUGACGCGCUGAAUCAUUCUGGCCUCUCGGGACUCGCAAAAGACAGAAUCAUGCGAGAAUUCGACCUGCAGGCCGUCAUGGUUUCCGCCAUUUGGACGACAACCCCGAUGCAACUCGAGCGAUUGAUGGCAUGGGACGCCAUUUUGAAGGUCCAAUGCGUUGGGAUUGACCCAUUGGACGCGGCUAUCAACCAUGGCUACGCCCCUGAGGUCGAUGCCAGGUCCAAAUACGAGGACGGAAAGACUCAAUACUGGCCUGAACAGUUUAUUGCCCAGGGAUGCCUAAAGUCGCUCAAAUCACGAAACGUCCAAACUCUGACCUGUCUCCGUUGUGGGACCUUCAAAAUGAACACGGUCCUUUACGAUGUAGAAGAACUCAAAAAGCACUUGCCCUGUAACAGAAAUGUUACCGGAAAGAAAGAGUCUCGAUGCCGGACAUUGGGGGAAGAUGAGAUCUUUUGA
Messenger RNA from Acaulospora colombiana, 2948 nucleotides. The record is from the annotation of a GenBank genome assembly. NCBI's taxonomy places the organism in Eukaryota, Fungi, Glomeromycota, Glomeromycetes, Diversisporales, Acaulosporaceae.